GUCUAUGAAUAUUUUUCAAUUUUGAGUCUGUUAGGAGAGUUGUAAUUAUCAUCUAAGUUAGUUUGUAAUAUUAUUACUAUUUUUGAACGUUUAAAACCAAGAAAAAAAUUAUGCUUCUGAGUGCUAAAAUUUGUCGUAAUUGUGUAAUUAAUAAAAUGCUAUUAACCCAUGAUCGUUUCUUGAGUAAGAAUAACGUUUCUCUGAACAAUGAAAGUACACUAGUUAUUUUGACAAAUUCCAUUAAGUCCUUAGCACUUUUUCACUUAAUGAAAUCGAAACUGUGUUGCAGUCAAGAAAUUACCUGCCAUAAGAUUUACUUUUUGUACAUAGAUGAGACCGUAACUUCUGAAGAUGCUGUACCUAUAUACGAACCAAAUAUUCUACGAAUAAUCAGGGAAGAAUCGAAACAAUUUCAUCUUCAAACUUAUUGCACAUCUCUUGAUGAUUAUUUUGUUAGUGAAAGAAUACUACUUUGUUCUGUUUAUUCUUAUAUGGUUCAAAGCUUGAAAAACAGUACACUAUUUCAAAUUUUUUUGAAGAAAAUCCAAGAUCCAUCAGUUAAGUUAUGUUUUUACAGGAGCCUAAUUAUAAAAGUGUCUGUUUUUGUAGCAAAGUUAUUAAAAUGUGAUAUAAUUCUUUAUUAUGAUUUACAUAGCGAUUCAGCUUCAUCACUACUUAAUAAUCUUGUUCUAGGACAAGCUGUUAAUAAUUUUAAAGUAUGUAUACCGUGGCUGAAAAAUGUUAGUAUUAAAUUAUGUUAUCCCUUACACUGUUUCACUAUUAGAGAUAUCAUUACUUAUUUAAAGUGUAUAAGCUUUUUAGAUUUUAAACAUGACAAACUUUCUCCCAUAAAUAAUUGCAAAAAAGCUUUGCAAAGGUUUACUAAAAACUUCUUGUGCAGUCUCCAAAAUGAUUCAAAACUUACUAUUUCAAAUAUAUGUAAAUUUAGUAGUAAGCUUGAUAAAUACUGUGUCACAUCAUUACUAACAAGGUAUUGUAUACUUUGUAAUCAUCUAAACAGCUUAGUGGUACAAGAAACAAACUUUUCUCAAGACUUGAUGAUAACUAAUUGUGUUGAAAAGAAAACAAAUAAUUUAGAUUACUUCCAUAUAUGUAGUCUUGAACUUUCUCCAAAUUAUCCAAUUCUAUUACCAAAAUCAAAUACUCUAUCAUUAGAUCUAAAAAAAAUUGGCAUAUGUCAAAGUUGUUUUAUUGCAUACAAACAUCGAAAUUACAGUUAAUUUGAAAAAACAUACUCAAAACUAUAGUUCUCCAGUUGAUUUUUUUUUGCAUCAUAUGUUGAUAAAAUAACCGCAUUUAAGACAAUUCAUCUCUUUGGUAAUGUUGCAACAAGUCAUUGAGCUCAGUAGUAAUGACUAUACAAUUAUUAGAAAGUUUUAUU
Copidosoma floridanum is the source of this 1402-nucleotide messenger RNA. RefSeq lists its product as uncharacterized. The record is from RefSeq and is a predicted model, not a curated record. NCBI's taxonomy places the organism in Eukaryota, Metazoa, Arthropoda, Insecta, Hymenoptera, Encyrtidae.